UUAAAUCGGUCUUCUAAUAUGUAACUGAGAUCUAGCCUAAAGUUGAUCAUUUUGCAUGAAAAAUCGAAAUAGUUGCAAUUUUUUUCCAAUACUGUAUACAACGACCAGAUGUUUACUUACCUGUUGUUUAUUUUUUCUUCUUAAAUCUAGUUUGUCGCCGUCAAAUUAUUUUUAAGACCGUUAGCGUUAAAACGCUAAGAUUUUCAAAUUAACUAUCCCUGUGGCAAAUACACGCUCAAAACUAUGCACCUAUCGAACUGAAAGUGAUUCGCGAUGCCAAUGCACCGCACGGUUGAUAAAAAUAGCGCAAUUGCAAUACGACGGCAUAGAGAGAGAAAGAGUGCAUUACGCCUGCCAACUUACCGUCAGACGAUUCAGUUUUCCAUUCCUUCACUUGUCCGUGGAAAAGUGCAUCGCGUGCAUCAGAAAAAAAUCAAGAAUUAAUUUUUGAUUAUAAGUUAUUCUGAUAAAGAUCGUCAUGGGUCACCACGAACCAAAGGUUUAUAUCUCGGACAAGCUGCCCGACUCGUUGCGCAAAUCGAUGCAAACUUUCCAGGCUAAGAACGAACUGCCCGUUUUCCUAAAGGGUGGUCCAAUAGACAAAGUGCUGUUCAUGACCACCAUGGCUUUGUGUGGCGUAGGCAUUCUGGGAAUCGUUCGGGUUAUCUACACGAUGGGUUUCGCCAAAAAGAAGGCUGACUAAACCCUGAAUGUGAUAUCUUAUGAAAGAAACAGUGCAAGUAAUUAAUAAAGUCUAAAUAUUUGUCGCGAAAUAAAUAUUUAAAUCAAA
Molecule: messenger RNA, 790 nt
Organism: Aedes aegypti (yellow fever mosquito)
Lineage: Eukaryota; Metazoa; Arthropoda; Insecta; Diptera; Culicidae
Product: cytochrome c oxidase subunit 7A1, mitochondrial
Exons: 3
Coding region: 479-703 (74 amino acids)
Biological process (GO): regulation of oxidative phosphorylation; mitochondrial electron transport, cytochrome c to oxygen; mitochondrial respirasome assembly
Source: RefSeq, a predicted model, not a curated record